Molecule: messenger RNA, 717 nt
Organism: Peromyscus californicus insignis
Lineage: Eukaryota; Metazoa; Chordata; Mammalia; Rodentia; Cricetidae
Product: odorant-binding protein 2a-like
Exons: 7
Coding region: 1-717 (238 amino acids)
Molecular function (GO): small molecule binding
Source: RefSeq, a predicted model, not a curated record
AUGAAGAGUUUGCUCCUGACCUUCUUGCUUCUGGGGCUGGUGGCUGUCCUGAAGGCCCAGGAAGUCCCAUCGGAUGACCAAGUUGUCUCAGGAAUCUGGUACACAAAGGCCAAUAUGCACAAUGACAGCCUGCCGGGGGAUAAGAUGCUUAUGAAGGCCUUCCCCAUGAAGGCAACAGCCUUGGAAGGAGGGAACUUGGAGACCAAGAUCACAUUCUGGAGAAAGGGUCACUGCCAUGACUUUAAAAUCUUGAUGAAGAAAACUGAGGAGGCCGGCAAAUACAUCGCCUGCAAUGGCAGGAAGACUGUGUACAUAGAGGAGCUUCCUGUGAAGGACCACUACAUCUUCUACUGUGAAGGACAGCGCCAUGGGAAACAUUUCAGCAUAGGAAAACUCGUGGGGAGAGACCCUAAGGAAAACCCAGAGGCCAUGGCAGAAUUUAAGAAAUUCACACAGCGCAAGGGACUCAGAGAGGAAAACAUCUUUGUACCAGAGAUGAGUGGGUUGCCAGGGCCCUGCUUCAGGUCUUGGCUGUGGGAGGGGCUGAGCUGCAGGCUGGUGCUGACCCUGCCUGGGACAAAUAAACACCAGGCCAUCUUCACUUCAGCCUACCGAGGGCCUCUGCUGGCCACACUGGGCUUUGCAGCCCGUGUGCUGGGCAGGCCCUCUCACCUUCUUACCAGCCUGAACUUCCUCAAUUCCUUCACCCAGGAGUAG